UGUAAACUAUUCAGAUUCAGAUAUAUCAGAGAUAAACAUGCUCACAUUCUGUCCAGACUGCUCGAAUCUGUUAACGAUCUCCCGAUCCUCGGCGGGAAACUACAGAUUCGAAUGCAAAUCCUGUCCCUAUGAAUUCCCCAUCCACGAAAAAAUGGAAAUCUACGAGCGCCGAGCUAUGAAGCGAAAACAGCUCGACGAUAUCCUCGGCGGUGCUGGAGCCUGGGAUAACGCGGAUCAGACUGCUGCUCAAUGUCCCAAGGACUGUGGAAAUGACAGAGCUUACUACUUCCAGCUUCAGAUUAGAAGUGCAGAUGAGCCUAUGACUACUUUCUAUCGGUGUACAAACUGCUUUCACCAGUGGCGCGAGAAUUGAUUCAGAGAGCUUUUAUACACCCUUGUUCUUCCCUUUGUUAUUCAUUUUGCAUGGAGUUUGGCUGUUUCUUGUUUGUCUUAUCAAUCUAAUAUCUACUCAUUUGGACU
This is a messenger RNA of Myxozyma melibiosi, 480 nucleotides long. RefSeq lists its product as uncharacterized. Gene Ontology annotation, cellular component: RNA polymerase III complex. Bases 38 to 373 code for a protein of 111 amino acids. Gene Ontology annotation, biological process: termination of RNA polymerase III transcription; DNA-templated transcription. The record is from RefSeq and is a predicted model, not a curated record. The transcript has 4 exons. NCBI's taxonomy places the organism in Eukaryota, Fungi, Ascomycota, Lipomycetes, Lipomycetales, Lipomycetaceae. Gene Ontology annotation, molecular function: nucleic acid binding; zinc ion binding.